Paramuricea clavata is the source of this 14916-nucleotide messenger RNA. Lineage: Eukaryota; Metazoa; Cnidaria; Anthozoa; Malacalcyonacea; Plexauridae. The record is from the annotation of a GenBank genome assembly.
AUGAUAUUUUCAUUUUUCAUCUCGCAGACAGCUCCCAGGAUUCCGUCGCUGUUUCUGCUGGACUACCUGACAGAGGACGCGCCUGAUGGCGAGGACAUGGAGCCCCCGCCAAGACGCUACUCCACCACACAAGAACAGGAGGUCCUGGAUGAGAAAAUCAGGAAAUUUCAACGAUCCUCCAUGAGCAGACGUAGUUCAGCUAUGCAUUCACCUAUACUGGAGGAAGUCAUCGCCAGAAUUACACAAAGCUUUAGUUCACGCUCUCAAAUGGUAAGCACCGAAAGUUUAUGUGCGAGCCACUGGCGAAGCUAGUCACGGCAGCUGGUCAUGCUAUGCCAGUAAACAUUCAUCUAAAUAGGAUCCAUCUUCAAAACUUAUUACAGGGUUCGUACAAAACUUGAAAGUCUUUGAAUGUCCUUGAAUUUGAAAACAAAAAUUCAAGGCCUUGAAUGUCUUGGAAUUUGUAAAGAAGUACUUGAGAGUCGUUGAAUUCUUCUUGCUUUAGUUUUUGGAUAUUUUCUGAAAUUGUUUGACAUUCAAAACGGACAUUUUGUUGAAUUGAUUUUGCAUGUUCAUAUCUGAGAAAACUGUUUGAAAUUCAUUGUUGCGUAUUGAACAAUUCAACAUUUCAACGUACGUCACAUUGUAUUGAUUUCUAACAUCUUCUCUUCAGUAUUUAGUCCUUGAAUUUGCUGAUACAUGGCCUUGAAUGUCCUUGAAAAGUCCUUGAAUUUGACUCUUCCUGGCAUGUACGAAUCCCGUUAAUUAAUAAUAAUAACACUUUAUUUAUUGAGGAUAAACAGAUAAAGUUACACUUUUUUCCAAUCUGGUCCUCCUAAACUCUAUAGACACAACAACAAUAACAUUAAACAUGACUAUUUUCAGUACUUUCUAUAGGAGUACGAACAAAUGAAAUCAUGGGUAUGAUGUAAAGUAUUAACCAGUACUACAAUUCAGUUGCUCAUACCUCGAGAAAGCCCCAAUUUACUAAUUAGGCAAUUUUCUAACUAUGUCUAAAUUAUAUUUACAGUACAGUAUAAUAAGUCGAAAUACGCGUUGACAUACAACUCACAAGUGUCUAAAGUGACAUUAUAAACAUCGCAGUAUUUGACACUUUCUCCAUGUACGAACAACCGAGUUAACAACAAUUAAUAACUUUAAAGGGCCUUAUUUUACAAUUCAAAGUUCUCGUCUUGAAUAGACAUCUGUUCGUAUUUUAGACAACAACAAACAUUGAAGCGUCUUCUUGUGAUCUGGUGGAACAACUCCGCAGACUGUUCGACAAUGACGACAGCAAGAUUCCUGACGAUUACUGGCCAUGUGCCCCAGAUGGGUACAUCCCUAACUCUGUGGUAAGACAGAGAGUCCCCCCUAAAGAAGUGCCAGCGCAUCUCAUACCCAGGUUGAUGAGAGGGGAGGAAGCGCAAGAGUGGUUUAAGAAGACGAAGAAAAAGUCGUCGAAAGAUGAUGUGGGUAAGAGAUACAUGAGGAUUGAGAGGUAUUUGAGAAGUCUUUAUAGGAGGUAGAAGUGGAUAAAUGGGAUUUGAAAGGAUGUAAGAGAUGACUCUUGCCGUGGAUCAAAAGGGAGGGCAGUUUAGAACUGAUAGAACUAUCCAGUAUAAAUGAAGUUAGUUUAGUUUAGGUUUCCUCCUGUAGUAACACUGGAUCAAUAAGAGAUGAUCCUUACUGGACCUCUAGGAAGAACAGUUUAGAACUGAUAAGGGUAUCCAGUAUAAAUAGAGUUAGUUUAGUUUAGGUUUCCUCCUGUAGUAACACUGGAGCAAUAACAGAUUAUCCUUACUGGACCUCUAGGAAGAACAGUUUAGAACUGAUAGAGCUAUCCAGUAUAAAUAAAGUUAGUUUAGUUUAGGUUUCCUCCUGUAGUAACACUGGAGCAAUAAGAGAUGAUCCUUACUGGACCUCUAGGAAGAACAGUUUAGAACUGAUAGAGCUAUCCAGUAUAAAUAAAGUUAAUUUAGUUUAGGUUUCCUCCUGUAGUAACACUGGAUCAAUAAGAGAUGAUCCUUACUGGACCUCUAGGAAGGACAGUUUAGAACUGAUAGAGAUAUCCAGUAUAGUUGGUUUAGUUAACAUGUAUUGAUUUUCCCAGGCAUGCCUGAAGAUUACUACUACCCAAUCGCCCUUGAUGAUGACGAGCUCGGCUUCUUCUCCAUAUUUGAUGGUUAUAACGAAGGCUCUUACGAUCAGGAAAAGCAAAGUUUAUUGCUGGAAUCGUCUGAUGAGAGCGAGGAUGAGGGACUGGAGUCUAGUGACGAUGAAAUGGAUCUAAAAAAGAAAUGGAAGGCGUCGAUUAUAAAAACAACAAUGAACAAGUAUGGCUGGUUUUUGCUCUUUUUGUGUCUGAACUAUCAGGAAAGAUUGAACACUAAGGUUUUAGCCAGGACGCGGAAUAGAGACUAUGCAGAAAAUCGACUUCUUAGUUUUUCCUAUGAUUUUGGCGUAACAGUAAUUCGUCAUCAAAAUGCUGACGCCAUAGUCCUAGCCAGUGCGCUUAUGAGAGGCAUUCACCCCCCUGAUAAUAUUCAAAAUGACGGACGUUCAGGGGGGGAUGCCUCUCAUAAGCGCACUGGCUAGGAAUAUGGCGUCUGCAUUUUGAUGACGAAUCAUGGCGUGUUAAACUAUAUUUUUGCACAGCGUUUGGCCACAGAAUAAAGACGUACAGAAGUGUAACUUCCAUUACAAAACCGUAAGGCGCUUGUUCUUAGCAUGUGCCCUAAAGAGAGGCAUUCAACCCCCUGGACUAUUAAAUUUUCAAUAUGUUUUCAGGGGGGUGACUGCCUCUCUUUAGGGCACUUGCUAAGAACAUGGCGGACUGAAAAAAUCCCUUAUGCGAAAUUAACCUGAAGUGAGAUCUCUGUAUGUACUUCCUCUGUGGUUUGGCUCACUCUCAAAAUUGCUUUCAAGUAACUCAUGUUCAUGAGCGUGUGUUUAUUUUGUAGAGAUCAGAUGUUGUCAAGCGUGCGAGCACGACAAUCUGUGCGCGACCGAAAGAAAGUGAGUAAGAAACCGGAAAUGCCGAUGAUUAUUGCGGCAGAGGUAAGUUCCUGGUCCAUCAGGGGUCGUUCACUUUUUUGCGUGCCUCUGUGACCACACAAAUUAUUUGAAAAUGUGCCUGCAAAAUGUCUUCGUGCAACAUGCUCGAAUGAAUGAAUGAAUGAAUGAAUGAAUGAAUGAAUGAAUGAAUGAAUGUUUAUUUAACGAGAGUUAAACACAUGCCAGUUUGCACUGAUAAAUUUGUGGCUCUCAAACUAUACUAGUGUAUAUACUAUCUGUGAACCUAUGAACUAAUGCUUAUAUACUGUACAUAUUGCUAAACUCAGGAUAAAAGACUAUUAUACUAUAUUGCAUGUAAAAGAUAUUAUAUAAGAUUUUAUAAUAUAGCAUUUGUAAAUUCUGAACGCUGAUUGGCUAAGACCCGUGUUGAUAUAACUCAAUGUCAACACGGGAAAUUUUCCGCCGCUUGUAAACACGGAAAUUUUUCUUAUCAUUCGGGCUAUUGACAUUGCUAUAUUAUAAAACAAAUAUAAAACAUUUUUCCGUAUUGAUAUAUAGUUAUAUCAACACUCGUGGAAGUUGGGAAAACUCGAAAUUGUAUGAAAACACUCCGCCCUUCGGGCGUCGUGUUUCCAUACAAUUUCUCGUUUUCCCAAUUUCCACUCGUGUUGAUAUAACUGUAUAUCAACACGGAAAAUGUUUUAUAUUUGUUAAAUAUAAGAUUAUAUGAUAAAAUGAUCAAUGUUUUCGUAGCUCUCCUUAAAGAGCAGUGUCAUGCUGUGUUUAAAUGAAGCCACGGAUUCCUUUUCACGCACUGUCUUAGGUCACUGGUUCCAUUGUUUUAUGGUCGUAUUGUCGCAACAGCAUGCGAAAUCACGACGCGAUGAGCCAUCAUCAGCUAUGAAUUAUUAUAGAUGCCGAUUAGUAGGUUGGCUUAUGAGUUAUGGCUUUAUAUAUUUUUACCUCAAGAAAUCGGAGCCUCAGACUCUCAAUCAUACAUUUGCACUGUGCACUGGUAGUUGUUCUCAAUACAAAAUAACUUGUCAGUGUCCCUAUAUCAACAAGGUUUUAAUAGACUAAUAGUAACAGAUAGUAAGAUACAUAAUAAAAUAAAAAUUAUAAAAUUUAUUUGAUAACUUCUGAUUUCAAAAGUUUUACAAAAUGUGCUUGCAAGAAAGUUGUUUUUGAAAUGUGCCUGCGACCGUCUGUCCCAGCGGUCCUCACUUUAAUGAGCCCUGCUGUCCGCCUUAGUUGAUUUAUUAUUGCUUCACCCAAACGGUGUUUCAUCUUCUAGGAAGAAGAAGAUAUUAAUGACGUCAGCAAAGCGAAAGAAGCAGAGGAGACCGAAUCAUCAAACGGUAAAGAAGAACCCGAAGAUGAAAACUUGCAACUACCAUUAGUAUUACGUAAAGUCAUCGAUCAGCCAUGGUUCCCUAAAUCAUCUCUCGUUGAAGGAAUUACAGUCGAGGAUAUAUUUCAUGAAAUGAUAUCAAUGAUGGCUGACUGUGCUCCGCUUACCUACGGAAGAAUUUGUGAUGAACUUAUCGGCCUUAUAUCGUGAGUUACUUCAAACCCUUGUUAGUUUUAGGGAGAACAGUUUAGGACUGAUAGAGUUAUCCAGUAUAAAUAGAGGUCCAGUAAGGAUCGUCCCUUAUUGAUCCAGUGUUACUACAGGAGGAAACCUAAACUAAACUAACUUUAUUUAUACUGGAUAGUUCUAUCAGUUCUAAACUGUUUCGUGGAGGUCCAGUAAAGAUCAUCUCUUAUUGGUCCAGUGUUACUGCAGGAGGAAACCUAAACUAAACUAACUUGUACUGGAUAGUUCUAUCAGUUCUGAACUGUUUUUCCUAGAGAUCCAGUAAGGAUCAUCUCUUAUUGAUCCAGUGUUGCUACAGGAGGAAACUUAAACUAAACUAACUUUAUUUAUACUGGAUAGCUUUAUCAGUUCUAAACUGUUCUCCCUAGAGGUCCAGUAAGGAUGAUCUCUUAUUGAUCCAGUGUUACUACAGGAGGAAAUAUAAACUAUACCUUAUUUUUAAGAUGUGUUGGGAUGUCGGAUGAACAAAAAACGAAGAUGUUGCAAGUGGUCGUAGAGAAUUUAGGCCACCCGGCAGCGGGAAUUCGUCGUGCAAGUCUUAAAACCGUUCAAGAAUUACAAGUUGUAUCCAAUCAAGCAAUCGAAGGAAUUAUAUGUUGUUUGGCUCGAGGCUCUCAGGACUUGCAGCAAGAUGCCUUGAACGCCUUGGCACAGUUGUUAGGUAAGACAUUGUUUUGUUUCAACCAGACAAAAAUUCCGAUGUACUUUUGUCGCUUGAAAUGUUGAAGAAGAUGCUCAAAAUUUGUUCUAGUGUUUUUUUAUUGAGUUUCCCAAUCAUUGGUCAGCGGAUUUCCUAAUAGGCUACAAUCUCGUUCCCCGAGCCUGCGAUCCUCGCCAAGGAACGUGAGGCUCUGGGAUAAUCCGUUUCAGGGAGGAAUCUGAUUGGCCGUUGAAAUGGAAUGCGUAGUUCAAUCUUAGCCAGUAUUCCUGGCUUCCGGCAACGGAUUAUCCCAGAGCCUCGCGUUCUUUCCCGAGGAUCGCAGGCUCGGGGAACGAGAUUGAAUAGGCUAUUGCUUAAUUAGCCAUUCCGAAGUUGAUGAGUGGACUGGGACGAGCGUUAAAAAUUGUAAAUUACGCAAUUCAGCUGUAAAGCUGCGAUGUAAUUAUUUUAAUAAAUCCAAAUCCAAAGUGCUCAAAUUAAGAAAUGAACCAAAUCACUAAAACGACCACCUCAAAAUUAGUAAGUAUACAAAGUUUGACGACGUUUACAUGAAUACCCUUCGAAUAAUAAGCUUUCGAAUAUGGUGAUAUUUACUAUGAAAUGUAUUGUAAUUUUUGUUUUUGGGACGCGCGUCCCAAAAACAAUCUUUUUUAAAAUCAAUAAUUUCACAAUUUUCGAAAGCUUAUUAUUCGAAGGGUAUUCAUGUAAACGUCUUCAAACUUUGUAUACUUACUAGUUUUGAGGUGCUCUUUUUAGUCAUUUGGUUCAUUUCUUAAUUUGGGCACUUUUUAACACUCGUCCCCAGUCCUCUCAUCAACUUCGGAAUGGCCAGCCUAGUCCCUAGGCCUCUUAGUUCGCCUAUUGCGCGUUUCUGCAUAUCGGAAAUCAAAAGCGUGCACAGAGGACUUGGGACUAGUCUGCGGAAUUGCUAAUUGAUAGGCGAUCUGAGAUUGACGCGAAAGUGUAACAAUUUAGUGGCAUUUACUGAAGUCAGUGUAAAGGUAGUUCUUUCUCCUUAUUUUAAGAGCUUGAGUAGAGGUCCGACCAAGGAUUGAACGCAGAUCUCUCAGCUUGACCAUAGAUAUCUUAUAUACACUAGACAGCGCAUCUCUUUUAGUAAAAUUGAAGCCAAUAAUAUUCCAGCGGUUACCCCCAUUUGAAUAGAUGGCGGCCAUGUUGGAGUUUCCCACUCGCUAAUAAACGCUUAAAAAACAUCAAUAACUUUCAUCAUUUGAAUAGUUUGAAAAUGUAUUUGGAAUAGGUUUAACUUAAUGUUUAAGUUCCCUGCUUAAGAAAUAGAAAACCUACGAGUCUUCUCAUUUCAUGGGAAUAUCCUGAGUCUGCAAUCACGGCUUCAAUUUUUGAAUUGCAGAAUAAUUAGAUGCACUAUCUAGUGUUUAUAAGAUAUCUAUGAGCUUGAAAGGCAAGCAUGCGUAAUGACCACGACACGACAAGUGUUGGUUAUUACAGCUGUCGAUGUUGUUGAUAAAAUAUUGCAUGAACUCAUUUCCUCAAGAUCAAUUCAUACGAAUUCAAAUUUCUUUUUACUUCCUGUGCGUUUCCUAUUGGUCAAUCGGUUCUGAAACAAAAUCUAAUUGGCUCAUCUAAAAUUAACAGGAAGUUGAUCAAUUUUCUAUCAAAUGAAUUGAUCAACUUGAGGAAAGGAAUUGGUGCAAUAUUUUAUCAACACUUCUAUUGCAUCGACAGUAAAUACUGGUGACCGUCAGAACUGAUAAGGGAUUUUUUAAUUUACAUUUUUGGCGGGCAUUAUAGGUGUAUAAUAUAAUAUUACAAUAUACACGAACCGACCUCACCGCGUAGCUCAGUUGGCAGAGCAUUGGGCUAGUAUUCCAAAGGUCGUAGGUUCGUAUCCCACCGUGGCCAGGCAUAUUUUUCAAGCCUGCCCGGUGUGGAUAUACACUCAGAGUAACAUCACACAAACAUCUUAUUCACCUGAGUACAUUACACCAACACAGCAAAUUUCAAUAUUACAUUAUUUUUGUUUCAGGAGUGAAAGACAAGGAAGCCCUACGGGACUUAUUUAUCCAAAUCAACAUUCUAUCUCGUACUCCUAGUCCGGAAUCCGACGUAACACCUGUACAUCGACCCAGGACUCUCUCCUCGAAGAACAUUGAUCUUCUGGGGAUUGAGGGGGAAGAUGGCGGGAUGGAUAAGAAUAAAUAUAUACAUGAAUGGCUAUCGGGAGAUGAAAGCGCCGUAAAGACUAAAACGGCUGAAAGUCGUUCAAUUUUCAAGAAGGAAAGUCGAGAAAUUAAAAUGGCGUCAACGAUUGUGUCGAAGAUGAUGUUUGAAAAGGUUUGAUGCUUUAUGUGUACCCUUUAUGUUGGCUUACAUUGUACCCUGGUGUACCUUGAUGUACCCAGUGUAGUGCAUGUUUGGAGCUGAUGAAAAACAUGCACAUUAUAGCUGUCAGAAUUUGACAGGUUUACUUCGAUCGAGCUCCAGUUUAUCGCUCAUACAGGGUGUCCCAAAAAAAAGUGACACUAUAGAAAUUAUCCUAUUGUUAUAAUUUGAAUGCCUGGGGCCGGUUGUAUCAAGCCUGUUUAGCUUAAACGGUGAUUAAAGUCUAUAGAUUCAUUCAACAACUAAGCAAGUCUAUAGAUUCAUUCAACAACUAAACUAAACGUUUUCAGCCUUGAUAGAAAGAUAAUGUCUACAACUACAUAUUUAGUGCAUAAUAUUUAAGUUGACUGAUUCACGAGAGUGUUAUUUAAUUUUGACUUAUCCAUCGUUUAAGCUAAACGGACUUGAUACAACCAGCCCCUGAGCACUAUGCUGAACACUUCAGAGUGCGUAAACACAAUGGAAUUGAAUUUUUAAUUACCAGGCGCAUAAAAUCCUGUACUUAACAACAAUAGGAUAAUUGCUAUAGUGUCACGUUUUUGGGACGCUCUGUAUUUGCCUUGCCUGAUAGAAUUCAGAAAGGCAAUUUUUUGCAAAUUCAGACAAUCGUUUUCUUUCCUGUUCGUUCGUUAUUUUGAGCAGCAAUACACCUUACCGAUUAUCCUCUUUUACCCAAUCGCCUCGUUAUCAUGUUAACUUAUUUUAGCGUGUCAGGGGCAGAUAAAGAUUAUAUUCCCAUGUUUUCCUGGACGAAUUUGUUUCUUGCUAUUCUUAGGCUCAAUAACAAAGUAAUUUUCAACCGUACUAAGCGCGAAACAUGAGUAAGUAUUUGACACGAAAACGAGACCAUUUGUGUGAAAAGUGAAUAUAAACGGUAAGGUCUCUCCAAUAUCGCGUGGUUUUUUGCGUGACAUUUAACAAAUAUAAAACAUUUUCCGUGUUGAUAUACAGUUAUAUCAACACGAGUGGAAAUUGGGAAAACGAUUGUUGAGUGUUGAUAUAACUAUAUAUCGAUAUGGAAAAAAUGUUUUAUAUUUGUUUUAUAAUAUAGCACAAAGAAACAUAAAGAAAGAAAUUUUCUGACGUUUCCGUGUUGACAUUGAGUUAUAUCAACACGGCUCUUAGCCAAUCAGCGUUCAGAAUUUACAAAUGCUAUAUAUUAUAAAAUACUCUCGCGUGCCAGCAAGACCUGAAUAAUUUAUUUUAAUUUUCUUUUAUGAAUGACUAGCCUGAUCCACGUCUUUCCAUCGUCGACCUCACAUUUCAUGACUCAUCAGUAUCCUCCCGAGAAAGUUCCGAAGUUGAAGAAAUCUCCUCCCCGCCGAUGGAAUAUACUCAUGACCUGAUACAGAAACUACAACGGACUGGGUUUGGCUGUAAACUACUCUCAAGGUUGGGGUAUGGCUGGUCUCCUGCGGAUAGUUCAAAAGAUCCGAUAGUCAACUUUGAAGUUCCUCAAAAAAUUGAAAAGAUUGAAAAAAAUUCAAAAAUUGAGAAACGACCGCCGGGUGCACUUAUGGUAGGUUGAGGCACAGUGUCACCUCCUGAACGAUGUGAUUUUUCAUUGUCUUGUCAUCGUUUUGAAAAUCUCGCUGUUCUCCAUGUCAUCCAGUUAUAAUCCAGUGAUCAGAAUGUUCCAUUGUCUUUUCAUUGUUUUGAAAAUCCCACUGUUCUCCAUGUCAUCCAAUCAUGAUCCAAUGAUCAGAAUGUUCCAUUGUCUUUUCAUUGUUUUGAAAAUCCCACUGUUCUCCAUGCCAUCCAAUCAUGAUCCAGUGAUCAGAAUGUUCCAUUGUCUUUUCAUUGUUUUGAAAAUCCCACUGUUCUCCAUGCCAUCCAAUCAUGAUCCAGUGAUCAGAAUGUUCCAUUGUCUUUUCAUUGUUUUGAAAAUCCCACUGUUCUCCAUGUCAUCCAGUCAUGAUCCAGUGAUCAGAAUGUUCCAUUGUCUUUUCAUUGUUUUGAAAAUCCCACUGUUCUCCAUGUCAUCCAGUUAUAAUCCAGUGAUCAGAAUGUUCCAUUGUCUUUUCAUUGUUUUGAAAAUCCCACUGUUCUCCAUGUCAUCCAAUCAUGAUCCAGUGAUCAGAAUGUUCCAUUGUCUUUUCAUUGUUUUGAAAAACCCAUCACUGUUCUCCAUGCCAUCCAGUCAUGAUCCAAUGAUCAGAAUGUUCCACUGUCUUUCAAUGAAAAUGUAAAGCCACCGCUAAAAAGCAAAGCUCAAGUAUUUGAAACUCUAUACGUCCACCUCCUCUAUACGUCCUAUUAACCUCAGUUUCAUGUAUGUCGGACAGAAUGUCCGGUGCCUUCCUCUCUAUACGUCGGACAAUUUCACGAAUGGGUCGGACAAUGUCCGUGACUGAUCGAUAUUUUAAGACCUGCAACUGUUCAAUCAAUGAAGACGUUAUACGAUCUUCACGUAAUAUUACAACAAUCAACAUCACACAUGUGUAUAAUUUAUGUGAGUCCGGGGGGUUUAUUUGUUUUUCUAUUUAUCCACAGCAAGCCUAUGGCUUUCUUAUGUACAUCUAUACUUCCCUUCAUAGGGUUUUGCUUAUGGAAAAGUAGAAAAGCCGUGCGAGCAUGAAGAAGGGGAAUGGGGCGAGUUUAACCAAGGAUAUGAGAGACACAGGUCCAUGGGCCACGAGCAAGGUCAGUGAUAUAUUUUCUUGAAUGUGGGUCUCAUUGGAGUGACUUGAUGUUUUAUACAUCUCACUACUGAGUUCAAUAUAGUUAUAUCGUAUGCAUAGCCAGCAUAGGUAGUACAUGUUUUUGAAUGAGAGUUCAUUGAGAUCUGAUGUUGUACAGAACUCACUGUUGCGUUAAACAUGAUGAGAUCAUAUACAGAGGUAGUGCAUAUUCUUGAAUGUGGGUUGCCUCCAAAUGAGCUGAUAUUGUAGAAAACUCACUCCUGAGUUAAACAUGGUCAGACCAUGCAAAGGUAGUACAUGUUCUUACAGAGGUAGUGCAUGUUCUUGAAUUUUUGGUUGAUAUUGUAUAAAACUGCUAAAUUAUGAUGUGAGUAAAGUCUCUGAGAGUAGCAUGGUUAGGAAUGAAUGCCUACUACAUUACAGAUAUGGGUGGUUUUCCAGACAACAACGUCUCACGAGUUUCAAGUUUGUCAAAAAGAAGCGGACGACAGCAAGAGAUUCAGCAAGAGAUGAACAAAACAAUUCUUCCCAAGAUUCUCAAGAGAAUAAAUACAAAUCGAAGAAAUUCGACUUGGAGUGCCGUCAGACGUCGUAACGGACGUCGUGUCAGUCUAAAACAACAAUAUCGUUUUAAAUUGCCAGGUAAAGUUUGUUUGUUUAUUUGUGUUGGUGUUUGUUUGAGUUUGUUUGCUGUUUUUUUAGACAAUUUAUUUAAGCAGGGUAACUAGAAUUACAUACGUAACUUUCGCUUGUUUUGUUUUGCUUUGUUUUGUUUCGUUUCGUUUUGUUUUGUUUUGUUUUGUUUUGUUUUGUUUUGUUUUGUUUUGUUUUGUUUUGUUUUGUUUUGUUUUGUUUUGUUUUGUUUUGUUUUGUUUAAUUGCUUUGCUUUGCUUUGCUUUGUUUGUUUGUUUGUUUGUUUGUUUGUUUGUUUGUUUGUUUGUUUGUUUGUUUGUUUGUUUGUUUGUUUGUUUGUUUGUUUGUUUGUUUGUUUGUUUGUUUGUUUGUUUGUUUGUUUGUUUGUUUGUUUGUUUGUUUGUUUUUGAUAUUGGUUUUAUAGUUUACGUUCUGUGAUUUCCAGGUUUCGACCGUAAAUUACCAGAAUGGAAAACACAAGCCGGCGCUUCAACACAGGGCGAACAGCAGAUCGACCAACCACUACAACAGCAACGUGACAUUUCUAAGAAAGGUAAACUUAUUUUUAUUUUUUGCAUCAAAAUCAAUUUUUCAGCUUUACUUGAAAUAGACACUGAUAGAGCUAUCCAGUGUAAAGUUGAUAUAAUUAAUAGUUUAUGUUCUGUGAUUACUCUUAUUUCCAGGUUUCGACGGUCAAUUACCAAAACAGAAAAGACAAAUGCGUGGUCCUAUGGAGGGCAAACAGCAGGUCGAACAACCAGGUGAACAGCAAGACGAAAUUUCUAACAAAGGUAAACUAAUUUGAAUUAUUUUGAAUCAAUUUUUCAUCUUUACUCCCGCUGUCACUCAAUUCACUCACAUGUGUAUCAUUUAAAUACUAUUGGUUACCUUUGUUCCAUUCUAUGUUCACAUUAUCAGAACAGUGGUAACUAGGCAUGUGAGUUAUCAAUUCACUCACAUGUAUCAUUUAAAUACUAUUGGUUACCUUUGUUCCAUUCUGUGUUCACAUUAUCAGAACAGUGGUAACUAGGCAUGUGAGUUAUCAAUUCACUCACAUAUAUCAUUUAAAUGCUUUGUUACCUUUGUUCUAUUCUAUGUUUACAUUAUCAGAACAGUGGUAAUUAGGCAUGUGAGUUAUCAAUUCUCUCACAUAUCUAAUUUAAAUACUUGGUUACCUUUGUUCCAUUCUAUGCUUACAUUAUCAGAACAGUGGUAACUAGGCAUGUGAGUUAUCAAUUCACUCACAUAUAUAAUUUAAAUACAUGGUUAUCUUUGUUUCAUUCUAUGCUUACAUUAUCAGAACAGUGGUAACUAGGCAUGUGAGUUAUCUGAAGAUGUGAGUGACAGCAGGCGUAAGCUGUCGUAGCUGGUUAGAUUUAUUGCACUAACACGCCAACUUUGUGUAGUUCAAGAUGAAAACUCUGCAAGAUCAGGACGACGCCUGACACUCGACGGAAAAGAGACAACUAUCGACAGCAAACGUCGAAAAUCCAUCCUUAGAGGACUACAAAGACGUCGUCUAGAGGAAGAACUACUUGCCAGUCAGCUUAAAAAUUUAACCAAUCACCAACAAGAUCACGACAGUCCUUUAUCAAUGACGUCAUCACUUCGAGUCCCGACCCCCAGCGAAGAGAAUCUAUUCUCCCCUGUCUCCAAGCUUACAAAUGAGAGUGCGGCCGAAUUUCAUCUGCCAAGAAUUCAUCUUCAUUCCAAGCACACUGAAACGACUAAAAUAUCAAGAGGUGUAAUAUCAGAUGGUAUAACCCGUGGGGUAUUGCCAACCGAUACAACGCGGAUCGUGCCGGGCACUAAUGUUCCAUAUUCUCUGUACACUGAAGCUGAGACGACUAAAAUAUCAAGAGGUUUAAAAUCAGAUGAUAUGACCUGUGGGGUAUUGCCAACCAAUACAACCCGGACCGUGCCGGGCACUAAUGUUCCAUAUUCCCUAUACACUGAAGCUGAAACGACUAAAAUAUCAAGAGGUUUAAAAUCAGAUGAUAUAACCCGUGGGGUGUUGUCAACCGAUACAACCCGGACCGUGCCGGGCACUAAUGUUCCAUAUUCUCUGUACACUGAAGCUGAGACGACUAAAAUAUCAAGAGAUGUAAUAUCAGAUGAUAUAACCCGUGGGGUGUUGUCAACCGAUACAACCCGGACCGUGCCGGGCACUAAUGUUCCAUAUUCCCUAUACACUGAAGCUGAAACGACUAAAACAUCAAGAGAUGUAAUAUCAGAUGAUAUAACCCGUGGGGUGUUGUCAACCGAUACAACCCGGACCGUGCCGGGCACUAAUGUUCCAUAUUCCCUAUACACUGAAGCUGAAACGACUAAAACAUCAAGAGAUGUAAUAUCAGAUGAUAUAACCCGUGGGGUGUUGUCGACCGAUACAAACCGGAUCAUACCAGGCACUAAUGUUCUAUAUUCCCUAUACACUGAAGCUGAUACGACUAAAACAUCAAGAGGUGCAAUAUCAGAUGAUAUAACCCGUGGGGUGUUUUCAGCCGAUACAACCGGGGUCGUCCCGGGCACUAAUGUUCCAUAUUCCCUGUGUACUGAUGUAGUCGGUGAACGUUUGUCACAAGGGACAUCUGUGAUCGCUAGGAGACCUUUGGGUGAUCUAAGGAUGAAUAAUGAAGCUGUGCGAGUCCUCCGUGUGAAUCCCAAGUUGACCAUUGAUACCGGUGAGUGUACAUUAGUUUCCACUCGUGAAUCAGUUUAUUAUGAGGUAAAGAAUGCAUCAGAACGUCUUAUACUGGAAUAUCUUGUUUUUUCCAGGUUGUAAUAAAUGGGGAAGAAGUCGUUAUGGCGUUCUGGAAGUAGUAUGGACCUCUAGGGGUAUCUAUGACCCACAGGACUUCGAGAUAUCCACUGUGAUAAAGACACGUCACCACCAAACUGCAUUGAAUGAACCAACUCAAGCACUGUGUGUCCCUACCGAACGGAUUGCUGUGAAGAAACUGCUUAAACCUAUCAGAAAUCGCAAUCUAGUCGCUAACCCCUACACUCGCGAAGCUCAACAAUGUUUUGCUAAGAAAUUACGGAAGUUUCCGUCUAUUUCCGAAGGCGUGCCGUCCGCGACUUCGAGUAAUUCCGGUUCAUCACGAGAGCGCAUGGAGCCUGAGCAUCUUUGCACUGUCCGUGAACUGUUGGAAUUUGACAAUCGCUGUUUAUCUAGAUCGAAUUAAAUUAAAUUAUAUUUUUGUUUUAAUAAUCAAUUUAUCAAGUUUAAAUACUGGUCGACUUCAAAAAUGUUAAAGAUGAUUCACCGUUCUGCGCAUCAGUUCUGCUCAUAACAAAGGGGUGGAGAGGAUUGCGGGCUCUGGUUUCGAGAUUGAGGGGGACCCCCAGAUAUAAACAUUGCCCAAAUUUGCAUUUUUCGAACUUUUUUGAAUUGAAACGUAGAGUUUAUAUUCAUUUACAAGCAUAGUGAACCAGAAAAGUGUUAGAUAUUCAGUUAGUAUAUCAUAUUUUACAAAUAUAGCCGUUCAAAACGUAAACAAAGUUCGCGCAUGCGCACAGGGGUGGACAUCAUCUUUAACACUAAUAGGAGCAAAACAAGCCUGAAAAUAUACGGACACUGUCCGACACAAAAAGGGCAAAUGUCCGGCAAAAAUUUUUUCUCGCCGGGCAGUAUGUCUGCUACAGUGAUACUGCUAUGAUUCUAUUGAUGAAAAGUGAAAGAUAAAUGCUGUGAAUAUAUCUGUUUUCAUGAAAAUUCAGCAACAGCUAGGUAUACCGCAGUAUAAAUUAGUUUUUCGAAGUGCCAUUCCAAUCUCGUUUCCCGGGCCUGCGAUCCUCGGGAAGGAACGUGAGGCUCGGGGAUAAUCCGUUGCCGGAAGCCAGGAACCCUGGCUAAGAUUGAACUGGCUAAGAUUGAAAUUAACGCCUCCCGAAACUUUUGUUGCCAUGGUGACCAUGACGUUUUAAUAUGGCCACUUUUCUUUGGCUUUCAAUCUCGUUCCCCGAGCCGGCGAUCUUCGGGAAGGAAUGUGAUUAUGUGAGGC